AUGACAACAGCAGUUCCCGAAGCAGCGCCAAUAAUCGACGUAAAAGCGAGCAGCCCGAUGCAGCAGCAGCAGCAGCAGGAGAGGUGCAUGCAAUUAAACGUUUCCCUCCCCGCCCGGUGCAUUCGUGUUGUUUUUGCGCCUCCAUCUGUCCCGCAGCCGGCUCCUCUGCUGCCGCCAGCCCGCCCUGCCUGCCGCUGCAGCCGAGGUCGCAGCUCCGCGCCGCUCCUCUGCAGGGCUGCGCAGCUCCUGACUGACAGAGAGAUGAGGGGUGGGGACGCAGGGUGGGGUCACAAGCAGGGAGAGGCGGAGGAGGAAAAGGCAGAGAGAGAGAGCCCAGCCCUUGAAUACACGAGCUACACCCAAAGCCCCGGUCGACCCCCUCCUGCUCCUGCCGCUCCACCCCUCCGCCGCUGCACCGCUCCGGCAACCGAGAUGCACACGGAGACCCGUAACAAGAAAUGCCAGUCGACUCCAAAGCAGAAGAAGAGUGCUGUGAGCGCCCGGAAGAAGCAGAGGAGCCCGGCCAAGCAGAGCGCCUCCACCCAGCAGCAAACGCCGCCGCCGUCAUCGCCAUCGCCUCCUCCUUCGGCCCAGGAAGAGGAGGAGAAGAAGGAGAAAGAGGAGCCGGCGACCAGGCCUCGGCAGGGGGAGGAGGAGGAGGAGCUGCAGGAAGUGACGACGGAGGAGCCGGUGAGGGUGAAGGAGGAAGGAGAAGAAGAGGAGGAGGAGGAGGAGAAAGACAUGCCCUCUGUACAGAUCAAACCAGAGCCAGAAGAGAUGGAGUGCACGGCAGAUGUAGGUGAUGACUGCUCACAGCCCACAGACCUGAAGGUGAAGACGGAGUGUAAGACGGAGCCGUGUUCGCCUCAGUCCAAUCCCGCCGAGGACCAGACCGAACCCGUCGACCUGUCGCUCAACAAACCCCGCUCGGCCUCCACGACCAGCACCACGGUGAACCCGGCGCCCAGCAGCGCUGUGACCCAGCCCAGCCUGUCGGCCACGCCGGUGCCCUCCGCCGUCCAAUCCAUCGGCUCCAUGGUCCUCUCUCCAGGCUCCAUCCUGGCCACGCAGGGCGCCGGAGGCCAGCAGAUCCUCCACGUCAUCCACACCAUCCCGUCGGUCAGCAUGCCCAGCAAGGUGGGCCAGCUGCAGACCAUCCCUGUGGUGGUGCAGUCGCUGCCCGUCGUCUACACCACCAUGCCUACCGACGGCGUCGCCACGGCUGCCAUCACGGUGCCGCUCAUAGGCAGCGACGGACGCUCAGAAGGAUCAGUUCGUAUUAAACCGGGUUCGACGUCUCCGGUGGAGUAUCAGAGUGACAGCGAUGCAGAGAGCGGUACGGAGUCCGGAUCGGCCUCCCAGAGCCUCGACGCAGGGUCCGUUAUGGACUUAGAGCCCGUCGAUCCAGACUCACCCGACAUCAAGAGGCGGCGGAUCCACAUGUGCGACUAUGAAGGCUGUAAAAAAGUUUACACCAAGAGCUCCCACCUCAAAGCCCACCGGAGGAUACACACAGGAGAGAAACCCUACCACUGUACCUGGGAGGGCUGCACCUGGCGCUUCGCCCGCUCCGAUGAGUUGACCCGACACUUUCGCAAGCACACAGGAAUCAAACCUUUCCGCUGCACCGAGUGCGACCGCUCCUUCUCCCGGUCCGACCACCUCUCCCUGCACCGCCGCCGCCACGUCAUGAUGUGAACUCUGACCUCCCUGCUCCCUACAGCUGCCCCUAAACACCCCUACAACCCUCUUUGAUUUCUCAAACUCCCCUCACAGCACAUCUUGUACCAGAACCCUCCCUCUGCUCCUCCCUCCUCAGCCCUGCAGGAUUAAAUGUCCUCCUCAUCCUGAACCCGCAGGUUCAUCUGGAAUGUUUGUGGAGGAUUUUUGACCGUCCACCUAAAAACAGUCCUCUCUCCGCCAUCCUCCCUACGAGACGUCGCCUCCUCACAGAGAGCCGAUGGACUGAAGGACAUCCAGCAGCAGAGAUGUUCAUCCAUCCAUCCAUCACAUCCAUCCAUCCAGCGGAGAAGAAGACGAGCCAACAAGGAAUGAUGCGUUUUGUUUUUAAACUCAAAGCUGGACGUCGCUUCAGCUGCUGUUUUCUUCAUUUACAGUCACUACAGAUCCAGAGUUGGGAAGUUAUGCAGCUCCACAAUUUCAUUUCUUGGUGGAUUUUUGAGAGAAGACGCCUCAAGUAGCCUCAUUUUCCAGGAACUUAAGUAGUUUACAUUCCUUUUUACUGACUUGAGGAUAUGUUUUGGCAAAAUCGGCAGAUUAUUUCACUUUAAGUCGUCCUAAUCAGCAUUUAUAAGCAGUAAGACUAACCGGUAGAUUAGAACAUACCAUAAUAUAAGAUGUCAAGAACUGUGGUUCCAUGUUAUCUGUGCAAAGAGAUAAUGGAUGAAACUGUACUUUUGAUAUAAAAUAAGUUUUCACGGGGGAAGUUAGACUUAAAAACUACAGUUAAACAUCUGUUACAUGAUUGCUUAUAAAUGCUAAAUAAUGGGACUGAGUGCUUUUUCAGAAGCAAACAGGAAUGAGCUAAAAGAACGCUGAGUUCUCGGGGUUCCUCAGGUUCUGGCACUUUUUGUCAAACAGCCUGAAUUUGGAUCCAGUAUUUCCCAGACUGCAUAUCAGAGCGUCUGUAUGCAUGUCAGCGUGUUGUGAGCUGAUUAGCAGCAGCUGAAGUGAUGUCAGACGUCUUCGGUGAACAUGUCUGAAGCUAAAAGUAGUUUUAUUUAGUCCUCCAGCCGUCACCCUGCAGCCCCAAACCCUCCCCUCCUCCUGGUACAGGGAGCUACAAGACUGUGAACUUUAUAAACAUUCAUUUAUUUUAAUUGUAUCAAUCACGUUGUUGUGUUUCCUCCUCCCUCCUCCUCCUGAUUCUUCUUCGAUAACAGUAUUUGCUUUUUACGUGUCGUUGUUGCUGUUGUUUUUAAGACACAAGGCCUUCGGUCUUGUCCAUUUUUCUUUUCUUUUUUAAAAAAUCUUUGCCAGGUUUGGCAUUCCAAACAGAAUGAGGAUAUUAAAAAAACCUAUUUCAGAUCCUUUUGUUGUUUUCUGAGGCUGUGAAAAAGAUGGAGGAGACACAAAUAGGUUGAGAAUAGAAGUAGAAACUCUCACGCAGGGACUAGGGGAGCUUUUUCCGAGUGUGUGUUGUUCAUGUGUGUGUCGGUGAGUGCAUGUGUGUGCAUGUUUUGAGACAAACGCAUAAUCAGAAUUUAAGAUUUUUACGAGUGUGUGUUCCGGGCACUUGUUGUUCUUUUACCUCUUGCCCGUCGAGCCUUAAUAACUGAAGUCAAUCUGUAAGGGCGAAACCAGAACCACUGAGAGACGACACUCGGCCCAACUUCAGACUGAGAGUUUGUACGAUUUUUGCUUGUUUUCGACGCAGCGAAACGUUUUUUUUUUUUUUUUAAUAGCUGGAAACCAAGAAACGAAAGAAGCCUUUAACCCUCCUGUUGCCCUCAUUUACGCACAUCAAAGAAUAUUGUUUCCUUGUCUGAAAAAAAAUCCCAAAAUUCAGCAAAAAAUUCCUCAAAUUUGGCAAGAAAAUUCUAGAUAUUUUCAAAAAAUUUGUAUAAAUCUUCAAAAAAAAUCCUAAAAAUAUCUAAAGUGAUUAUAUAUAUCAGCAAAAAUUCUAUUUUAUUUAAGAACAUUCAUUCUUAAACAAACAUUUUUAUUAACAUUUCUUUUUUUUUUUCCACCAAAAAAAUGUUCAAAGAUUUCCCAAAAAUGUUGAAAAUGUGGACAUCAGAAGUUUCACUGUGAAAGUAGAUUAUUUUUCCCACAUUUUCAAACUUUAAAAUGGAUCAUUUUGACCUGCAGGACGACACGAGGGUUAAUGGUUAAUUCUGAGAGAACGUUAGAUUGUGACACACCAGAGCAUUUAGAGCAAGAAAUCUGCUGGAUUUUACAAGCUUUGGGUGACAAAAAGAGAAACUGGUUGAAGAAAAGAUCAACUUCCUGCAUCAUGUCAGAAAUGAGAAACUCUAGCAGUUGUUUCUGGAAAAAUCUUCAGAUUUAGCAGAGUUUGCAGCCGCAGCGUCUGCUUUUAUCCGUCAUGCUCGAGCCGUCGUCUACAGAAAAGCCAUCUGCACUAUAGUUUGAAAAGCACUGCAGGAAGUCCGAGUCGCCCCAUCGUCUGUCAGUGGUUCUGGGAGAAACCAGGCACUGUGUCGGGCUGUAAGGGUCCGUGGUGCCUGGGGUUUAAACCACGGGGAAACUAAGCUCUCUCCUUGCUAGCAUUUCUACCAGGGUGGGGGUCAAUUCUCUCAUUAUUGUGAUAGAAUCUAAAUUAAACCAGUACUAACACAGAACCUUGUAGUCUUUAAACCUUCCUGGCUCAUAUCUGCUUCUAACCGGCACAUUUUUUCCAAACUGUUCACCUUUUGGGAGCAGAAUUGACCCCUGCUCUGUAACCCACGGUGUCCAUGUCUUAAGUGGGCUGUUUUUCAGCUCCUGAUCUGGGCUGAACUUGAUUAUGCAACAAAAACGCAGACCUCGCUCCAAGCGCUGUUCUGAGCUGAGCAGCAGAAGCUGCUGAGAGGCGGCUCACGUUAGGGUUGUACCUUAAAACACAAUAAAAGGGAAGGUGAGGAUGUGCAGAAGCCUGCCACAGAGCGAAGACGCCUCUGAGACUGAAACACAGAUUCCUAUCUGGAGGUUUGUGAUCGGUCCGACAGGCUUUUAGCACCCCGAUGUGUCGCUUUACAAACAACAGAAAAACGGCAUUUUUGCUUCGGAGACGCUGUUCUGGGUUGGAGUCGUCGUCGUUGUCAUCAUUUCAAAAGCUAGUAAGUGAGAGCAAAAAAUGGCAUACGUCUGACUUUUCAUAAUGCGAUAAUUUAAAAGGACGUGCAGGCUCAGAGUGAGCUGAGUGCAUGAAAUGAAGAGGGCAGAUUGUUGUUUGGUCCGCUCGCUGCAAUCAAAAAUAAAAGAUCCUUCUUAGCGCAGUCACUGAAUCUGACAUUUGCUUUCUUAGUUUUAAAAAAUAAGACCAGCCUUGCUCCAAGAAAAGUCUGGAAACAGGUUAAAAAGAGGCUGAAAUAUGACAAACUGUUUCCUAUCAACAGAAGUAUUGUAUAAAAUCUAAAUUCAGUGACUUCCUCGGAGGGUUUUUGUUCUUUUUUUGCAGCUCGGACUAAUUCAGCCUUCCCAUUUCUCUUAACAUCCCCUCUGCUUCGAGUAAACAAACAAAAAAAAAAGUUACUAAGCACAUCUUUCUAGAAGAGUAUAUGCAUUUGAUUGCAAUUUUCUUUAUUUUGUAAACUGUUGAUAAAGACAUUAAGGACAAUGACAAAUAAUUAAGAGAAAUCCAUGUACAUAAAUGUAUAUAAUCAAAAAGUGCAGAGUAAAUGUAACGGGUGAAUUUCUAUUUUUAACACUGACUAGAUAAUGUGAAAAAAUCUUUUCUUUUUUCUUCUUCUUUCUCUGUUGGUUUUGAUGAAAUGUGUUUCAUCAUGUGUAAUUUUUUUUUCUCUCAAAUCUAAUACAUUUGUUUCGUAGUUUCUUAAAAACAAAAAAUGGUCCCACUUGUGUUGUGCACACUUGUGUUGCAUGGAGAGUAGCCUUCUUGUUUUCUUAUAGUGACGUUGGUGAGCAUGUCAGUGUGUGUGAGAUGGUGAGGGAGGGUCCUUUAACACUGAAGAAAAAAUAAAACCCCAGCCGAGAAAUCAUGUUAGACAUGAUGAACCCGGGGAUUCACUUCAAGUCUCAGCGCUGGACCUGAUUUAAAAUACGAGAAAACAGUGAAAUGCCAGAUUUAGCUGGUUUGGGUCAGACAGAAUUUUUACAUUCAAGCUGUUCAGAUAAAGGAAAUAUAUGGAAAGCAACAUUUUCUUGCAGAGAAAGUCCCUGAUUAUGGUAACGUAACAUGUUUUGUCCUGUUAAAGUUGAAAUUAAUCCAUGUGUCACUUUAAACAUAGAACUCCCAUUUGAGAUGGAGUGUACGACAAGAAUAAUAAGAUAAAAACUGCAGUUUUGUUGGUUUUCAACACCAACUUGUCCCAUGAGGACGUCGCUAAGGCUCAUGGGAAACGUAGUUGUUUUAGUGAAGGCUAAGAACAGAACAUAAAAGAUGUUUUUCUACCCAGUAAAGUAGCAGAUACCCCCGAAACUCAGAAUAUGGAAGAAAAAAAAUCCCCAAACUUGAACCUUUUGCAAGGAUAGCUCUGGUAAAUUUAGUAGUUUUGACUGUAUUUGCUAAGUUCUACAUAAACUGCAUCUGUUUCUGCCUCCAGUUUGGUACAGUUGAGGCGAAUGGAAGUUAGUUUGUGGUUCUCCCAGGAAAAUAUUCUGGUUAUUCUGGGACAGUCUCUAAAACCAUAUAAUCGAAACAAGAUUAAUUACUGCCCCUUUGUGACCUGUUUUCAUCUGGUUUGUCACUUGAAAUGCCAUUUAAUCCUCCUAUUGUCCUCAUUUAUGGCCACCAAAAAAUAUUGUUCCCUUGUCUGAAAAAAAUUCCAAAAAUUAAGCAAAAAAUUCCCCAAAUUUCUAAAAAUUUGGAAAACCUUCAGGAAGAAAAUUCCAAUAAUUUCUUAAAAGUUUCCCUUAAAAGUUUUAUUUUAAAAAUCCCCCAAAUUUGGCAAGAAAAUUCUUGUAAAUAUUUUCAAAAAAUGAGUAAAAAUCUUCCAGAAAAAAUCCUAAAAACAUCUAAAAUGAUUCCAUAUAUAUCAGUAAAACUUCUAAUAUUUUCUUUAAGAACAUUCACAUAAAAAUCAACCAAAAUCCAGUGAAAUUCGCUGGAUUUUGGUUGAUUUUUUUGUGAAUGUUCUCAAGAAACAUUUUUAACAUUUCUUUUUCUCCACCAAAAAAUGUUCAGAUGUUUCCCAAAAAUGUUGAAAAUGUGGACAUCAGAAGUUUCACUGUGAAAAUAUGUAUAUUUUGCACAUUUUCAAACUUUAAAAUGGGUCAAUUUUGACCCGCAGGACGACACGAGGGUUAAUAGCUAAAAAGUGGAAGAUUACCUUGAGGUCAAGAAUAAAAAUUUACGCUGGAUUUCCUCAAUCAAAGUCCAAUGUGGAUAAACUAGAGGGAUCGGGACAGGAUUUUUUAACAACACGACUGAUUAAAACGACCAAAUGCAAUUUUUAAAAAUCCUUUUAGUGUCACAAAUCGAACUCCACACACCUUGGAGGCAGAAAACUCAGAUGCAGUUAUAUUGAAAGUGUCUUUUGCUAAACACCGCUAAAGGUUAUAGAGGAAACAAGCCCCUUUAAGACGUUUCUAAUGAACACAAUCAAUGCCAAGCCCCGUUUUUGUAGGAAGCACAUAACGAUAAUAUCGGCCCAUCGCUUUACAAGCACACCGAUCAGCUCUUGUUGACCAUCAGCAGCAGCUCAGUUGGUGGAUUAACACACAAACACACACCAAAAACCUCGAGAGUCACAGGAGGACAGUCAGUUUCCACGUGUACAUGUUGGGUCUUUUUUUUUUUUUUUUCCUGCUUUGUGUUGGGUUUUUUGCAGUUUGUGCCAGCUUGUUUUCCUCAGUAUUCCUCCAAAUGUUCUGUAUAAAAAGCAGGAAGGUUCAUCUGUAAAAGAAACAGAAAACAUUGAAAAGAGUUGCUGCGACCUGAACAGGACAAAGCUCACGUCUGUCCGUGUGUGUGCCUCGACUCGCCAUCAAUCACUUCUUCUGCAGAUCCCAAAACGUUAGGUAUUUUCUAUUGAAUGCAGUAACUUAUGGGCCAGUACUAUAUUUACUCAGUGCAAUGCAGUUAUCAUUAUAAUAAUACAAUUAAUAAUAUUUUUGUUCUUUUUUGUAUUUGUACAGAACAAAUGUGUAAAGAUCAGUGAGGAAAACGUGAGCUUUUUGAUACUGUGACUCAUGGUGUUUAAAAGUCAGUUUCUCCCUGUACAGUUGUGAUUAUUUCCCCCUCCCUUCCUUCUUCUUUUGUAGAAUAAAAAAUGUUUUUGGUGCAAUUUAA
Molecule: messenger RNA, 7933 nt
Organism: Amphiprion ocellaris (clown anemonefish)
Lineage: Eukaryota; Metazoa; Chordata; Actinopteri; Pomacentridae
Gene: klf8
Product: Kruppel-like factor 8
Biological process (GO): regulation of transcription by RNA polymerase II
Molecular function (GO): DNA-binding transcription factor activity, RNA polymerase II-specific; RNA polymerase II cis-regulatory region sequence-specific DNA binding
Source: RefSeq, a predicted model, not a curated record